AUGCUUUAUGUGGAUGAUGAACGAAUUGCAUUACGGAGCAAGAGUGACGUUCAGAAGCUCAAGGAGUUACUCAAAAGCAAGUUUAUGAUGAAAAACAUAGGCAAUGGUAAGAAAGUACUGGGAAUGGAGAUUGAGAGGAAUAGACAGAAGGGUUGUUUGUGGAUCUCUCAAGAAGGAUAUCUAAGGAGGGCUGUCUCCAAUUUUCAUAUGGAUCAAGCCAAGUCUGUGGCCACAUCGAUGGGUGCUCAUUUCAGUUUGAAGUCAGCUGCAGGAGGCAACACUAUCAGUUGGAGGUCUCAGCUUCAGAAGGUGGUAGCGCUUUCAACAACAGAGGCCGAGUACAUAUCAUUGUCUGAAUCCAUCCGAGAAGGGAUUUGGCUGAAAGGUUUUGCUAAAGAACUAGGUUUUCUUCCAGACUCGGUGGAGAUAUAUUGUGACUCUCAAAGCACUAUUGCUUUGUCUAAGAAUGCGGUUUUUCACGAGAGGAUGAACACUACAAGAAAACACAAGUUUGGCGAUGAAACUUAA
Brassica rapa (field mustard) is the source of this 528-nucleotide messenger RNA. RefSeq lists its product as uncharacterized. NCBI's taxonomy places the organism in Eukaryota, Viridiplantae, Streptophyta, Magnoliopsida, Brassicales, Brassicaceae. The record is from RefSeq and is a predicted model, not a curated record.